CACUUCCUGCUAAAUGGCUUGUUUCUUCGACAGUUGAGAGGUUUUAAGCCUUGCUUUUAUACAUGAAGACAUCGGUCGAGAAACAGCGUUUUGAGUUAACAACAGAGAAGGACGUCUCUGUGACUGUUCGGUCUACAUUUGGGUUGCACUCUACCAGCACCGUCCCAUUGCUGACUGGAGGAUUUCCAAGUAGGAUGCAGACAUGCAGUGUGAGCCAGACAUGUUGGAGGAACUUUUAGCUAAACCAUGAUUUACGAAGAAAGCAAGACAUAGAAGACCAAGAAGAUCAGUAGAUCACUGGAGAAAUACAACAGGGACACCUGCAGUCUGAAGGACAAUAAAAAGAUGGACGCCAGCAAAGUAUGGCAGUGGCGCAUUAUGCGUGUGAAGACAUAUUUGAGACGUCCAAACCCAUUCUAUCACAGCAACAGCAUAGGAUUGGAUUUUAAUGUAGCAUCCAACACACAGAAAAAACUGGACAUACAAUUAGUAACAAAUGGUGUCAUACUUGAGAUCUGUGACUUUGCUAGAAAAGUAAACAAGAGUAGAAGGCAUUUUAUCACAGAAAUACUGGAGAACAAUUUCGAUCUUGCAUCGGAAAAUGAGCAACAGCGGAUUGAUUUUAAUGCUCGAAUUGUGCACAAAGUCAAUGACCUGAUCAAGAAACCUCCUAAAGAUAAAAAUGAAGUUUUUACUCUCUUUGACACGUCAUGUACACCAGAAUGCAACAAUGGACUGAACAUGGCAUCUACAAAGCGUAAGACUAAAGGUUUCCUGGUGGAGAUGGAUGAUACUGAUGAUAGUGAAAAUGAAGAUACAUUCCAGUGUUCACAAGCAACAUCCAAAGAACACAUAAAGACAGAAAGUCCCUUGGUGGAGAUAGAAGAGGUACACGUCGUUGACCGUCAACAUGAGGAUGAAUUAAAGGGUUCAGAAACACAGUCAGCAGAAGCACGGAGAGAGGCUGUUCUUCCCCUUUUGUUUCCUUGUUGUGAAGAAAUUGGUCUGAGCCUUGAUGUUGGGUCAAAACAAAGUCUAGAUCCAGGUUUGUUGACAAAGGGUGUGAUGUUAGAAUUGGUACACUUCACCAGAAUUCUGACUGCAUCCUACAGCCCUAUUGUUCUGGGUGUGUUGGAGCACAAUUUUGAACUCGAUGUCAGUAGUCGACAGGCAAAAAGUCGAGUUUGGUUCAAGAUAUCACACCUGCUGAAAAGAAGAAAGCGAUUUCUCACCACUGGUAGCAAAAUGACCCCGGAGUUUAAAAAUGAGAGGUUUUCGUUCCAGACAAAUCCCUUCAAGAGAACUACUGGAUCACCACUGUCCAAUGUGGAAGGCCCACAGUAUCAGCUUAAGGAAGUGACAAAAAGAAGGCAGUCUGAUUUAAAAAGUAAACAGGAAAAGACGGCUCUGUCAACAACAGGUGAAAGGGGAAACAAAAGGUGCAGAAGAGAACAGUCUAAAGAAAUGGAGACCAACACACUCUCUCCUAACACUAUGUAUACCGGUCAAAUAACAAAGGAAGAUCAUUGUUACACUUGUCCUCUAGGAGAGUCUGAUCUAGACUCAGACACUGGCAAUAAAUGUGACAUGGAACAAGAGGAAAUGAGAGCAGAGAUCAACUACACUUGUCCUCUAGGAGAGUCUGAUCUAGACUCAGACGCUGGCAAUAAAUGUGACAUGGAACAAGAGGAAAUGAGAGCAGAGAUCAACUACACUUGUCCUCUAGGAGAGUCUGAUCUAGACUCAGACACUGGCAAUACAUGUGACAUGGAACAAGAGGAAAUGGGAACUGAGAACAACAUGUGGAAGUUGCGCGCUAAUUGUGUAAAACAAAUCCUCUCCUCACUAAACAAAGAGUUGGGUCCAUCUAAGGAAUUUUGCAUUGAAUUCAAUGUUGGAUUUGGCCCAAAGCAAAACAUCAGUAUUGACUCUUUGCCUAAUUAUCUGCUUGAAGUUGCUAAAUUUGCCUUAGCAAUGAAUUCUUCCCGGCAGGAUUUCAUCACAGAGAUUCUUGAGUACAACUUUGAUAUCUGCCUGCAGAGUAAAUGGCAAAAGAAUAUUUUCACUUCUGAAAUUUUGAAUAGAGUAAGAAAGCUGAGAAGAUGUGAAGGCGCAGUCAAAAUCUCAAAAGAGGUCUCUGAACUUCCUGGUCCCAUGCCAUCAAUAAAUAUGAUGAAUCACACUGUGGACAGUGUAAAACAUGAACUCAGCAGAAUACUGAGAAUGGAGGGGUGUGAUGUUGCUCCUGUGUGUCCUCCUCAUUCACAUGCUGAAACUACAGAACAUAUUUCAGCCAAGAGUGUGGAUCAUUAUCCCUUCUGCGAGGAAAUAGGUCUGAAGCUACAUGUCAACAAACAUCAACAAAACAAAAAACUGGAUAUCGACAAACUGACCAAUGGAGCAAUGAAUGAAGUGACAAACUUUGCAGAAAAGUUGUGUGGAACAUUUGAGCAGAUUUGUCUCGACAUUCUCGGACACAACUUUAAUCUUGAUUUGAAAAGUGGAGAUUCUGACCUUGCCAGAAGUAUUGUUGGACAAAUUUAUGCUGUACUGGUGCAACAAAAUCUAGCAACCUGUGCCAGUAAGGGAGUAAAGAUCACUGGAAAAGAAUUCUCAACAAUGAUAAAACUGGAUUGCCAGAACAACCCAAAUUCUGAUAUAUGUGAUGUUGGUUCUUCCCAGGCUGCGAUCAUAGACCAAGAUGUAGGCAGUUCUGCUGACACUAAACACCAAAAUGAGCUCAAUUUAAAGCUGUGGCGUUUCCGUGCCAAUCGUAUUGAGCAAAUCCUCUCAGUACCUCACAAAGAACAUUGUCCACUUUAUUCUUACACCAGAUGCAAGAAAUUAGGCAUUAAUUUUAAUGUAGGAUCUGGAGAAAAACAAAAACUGGAUCCCAAAUCACUGACCAAUGGCAUUAUGGUUGAAUUGAACACUUUUGCCACAGCACUAUCUUGCCAAAAGCAUGUCAUCACAGAGAUACUGGACUAUAAUUUUCAUCUUGACUUCGGCAAUGAGGUAUAUCGCAGUGCCUUUGCACAGCAAAUAAGGGAUAAAGUUGAAGCAUCGCAUGCGAAUAAAAAAUACAGCAUUCCUCGAAUGAAAAUGCUUCUUAAUCUCCUUGACAUGACCUGCAUACAAGAACGUAAGACACAUUGCCUCAAAUGCUAUCAAGACAGAAGUCAUAAGCUUUGCCAGGAAGAAGCUGACCCUGGUCACAUGCAUCAUCUUCGUCCACAUACCAUGGCUGACACAGUCUCUGCUGAUUCAAACUGCACAGCGCCAAAGCCUGCAAAGCAUCCGUCCUCUAACUUCUCAGGAGCAGAGAAAACAAUAAUGCACAGCUACCCUCGCUGCAAAAAAAUUGGUCUGAACCUGUGUAUGGACAAAGACCAACCAAAAGAUAAACUUGACACUCAUGUAUUGACACACAGGAUUAUGAAUGAAGUGGCUAGUUUUGCCGAAAUAUUGUGUGGAACAAAAAAUAAGAUCAUUAAUGAUAUCAUUGAGCACAACUUCAACAUAUGCAUGCAGGGUCGAGAACUUAAUCCUUCACUAUCGUUCCAAAAAGUGGCUGCACAAAGUGAUUGCAGCCCUGCCUGGUUAAGUGAAGUUUAUGUUAUUCAACGGUAUUCUCAUAAACAACCUGGAUAUUUAGGUACGGUAAAACGGGAAGCUGCCAUGCAGAGAAGUGAAGGGGUGGAAACUAUCAAAAAGAGAAAGCUGGCACUGCAAACAAAGAAGGAAAGAGCCACACUGUCGAGGCACAAGAUCAGUGUUGUAAAAUCCAAGAAAAACCCUCAAAGUAAAGGAAACUGCCUUCCGAUUUGCACUGACAUAGGUUUGGAUCUAGACAUGACAUCAAAAACGGGAGAGAAAGAAAAACUGGACUUGAAGCUAUUAACGAGAGCUGUGUGUGACAUGGAGCAAGAGGAAAUGGGAACAGUCAACUACUACACUUGUCCUCCAGACUCAGACAAAUUCAGCAAUUCAGGAGACACUGGGAUUCAGGAUAACUUCCAAAACACAAAAAGUUGUUCUCUGAGCUCCGUCAUUCCUAGAGAAUCAGAAUCGACUUGUCUGGAUAUCCGUGCGCCUUUCCUCACCACCAAUGACAUCUCACCUAGUUUACCAAAUGUGAACCCACCAUUGGAGAAUCAACCUGGUGAAAGAGUGCUUUGUGGAGGUGAAGAGCAAACACAGACUCCAAGUAAUGCACUAAAUGAAUGUGAAAUGGAAGAAGAGGAAAUGGGAACUGAGGACAUGUGGAAGGUUGCGCGCUACUCGUUUAAAACAAAUCCUCUCUGCAAAAGAGUUGGGUCCAUUCAACAGGUCCAAGUUGUUUGGCCUUGAAUUCAAUGUUGGAUUUGGCUCAAAGCGAAACAUCCCUGUUAGCACUUUGCCUAAUACCACUCUGCUCGAAAUUGCUAGAUUUGCCUUAGCGAUGAAUUCAUCCCAACAGAAUUUCAUCAUGGAGAUACUUGAGUACAACUUUGACUUCUGCCUAUACAGUGAAUACCAGAGAAAUAUUUUCACAUGUGAACUUAUGAAUAGCGUAAGCCAACUGAACGAUUGUGAAGAUGCAGUCAAAUUCUCAAAUGAGGAUUUUGAACUUCCUGGUCUUCCUGGUAUGGUCAGUGUAAAACGUGAACUCAGCAGAACACUGAGAAUGGAGGAGUGUGAUGUUGCUCCUGUGUGUCAUUCACAUGCUGAAACUACAGAGCAUAUUUCAGCCAAGAGUGUGGAUCGUUAUCCCUUCUGCGAGGAAAUAGGUCUGAAGCUACAUGUAAACAAACAUCAACAAAACAAAAAACUGGAUAUCGACAAACUGACCAAUGGAGCAAUGACUGAAGUGACAAACUUUGCAGAAAAGUUGUGUGGAACAUUUGAAGCAGAUUUGUCUCGACAUUCUCGGACACAACUUUGAUCUUGAUUUGCAAAGUGGAGAUUCUGACCUUGCCAGAAGUAUUGUUGCACAAAUUCCUGCUGUAAUGGCGCAAAUAAAUCUAGUAACCUGUGCACAAGUCGGUAAGGGAGUAAAGAUCACUGGAAAAGAAUUCUCAACAAUGAUAAAACUGGAUUGCCAGAAAAACCCAAAUUCUGAUAUAUGUGAUGUUGGUUCUUCCCAGGCUGCGAUCAUAGACCAAGAUGUAGGCAGUUCUGCUGACACUAAACACCAAAAUGAGCUCAAUUUAAAGCUGUGGUGUUUCCGUGCCAAUUAUAUUCAGGAAAUCCUCUCGGUACCUCAUGAAGAACAUUGCCCACUUUAUUCUUACACCAGAUGCAAGAAAUUAGGCAUUAAUUUUAAUGUAGGAUCUGGAGUAAAACAAAAACUUGAUCCCAAAUCACUGACCAAUGGCAUUAUGGUUGAAUUGAACACUUUUGCCACAGCACUAUCUUCCCAAAAGCAUGUCAUCACAGAGAUACUGGACUAUAAUUUUCAUCUCGACUUCGACAAUGAGGUAUAUCGCAGUGCCUUUGCACAGCAAAUGAUGGAUAAAGUUAGAGUAUCGCAUGCGAAGAAAAGAUACAGAGUUCCUAGAAUGAAAAUGCGUUUUAAACUCCCUGACAUUAAGUGCAUACAACAACUUGCAUAUAUGGACAAAACUGCAUAUUGCCCCAAAUGCUAUCAAGACAGAAGUCAGAAACUUCGCCAGGAUUACUCUGACCCUGGUCACAUGCAUCACCCCCGUCUGCAUACAAUGGUUGACACAGUCUCUGCUGAUGCAAACUGCACAGCACGAAAGCCUGCAAAGGAUCCGUCCUCUAGCUUCUCAGCAAUAGAGAAGACUAUAAUGGACAGCUACCCUGGCUGCAAGAAAAUAGGUUUGAGCCUGUUUGUGGACAAAGACCAACCAAAACAUAAACUUGACACUUGUGUAUUGUCCCAUGAGAUUAUGUGGGAAGUGGCUAGUUUUGCCAAAACAUUUUGUGGAACAAAAUGUAAGAUCAUUCAUGAGGUCCUAGAACACAACUUUAACCUCGGCAUGCAGAGGUCAGAUAUUGCACAGUUGUUUCGCAAAGCAGCAUCACUAAAGGAUGGCGGCCUUACCUGGUUCAGUGAAGUUUUUGUUAUUUCGCCAAUUUCUCACAGACCACUUGGAUAUGUAGGUAAAGUGGCACGGGAAGCUGCCAAACAGAGUGUAUGGAAGGAAUCCAUCAAAAACAGAAAGCUGGCACUGCAAAUGAAGAAGCAAAGAGCCACACUACCAAGUGAUAAUAUAAAUGUCGUAAAAGAAUCAGAGACAAAUCAUGACUGUAAAGUAAUGAAAAGAGCUUAUCCCUUAUGCACAGAGAUGGGUUUGGAUCUUGACGUGACAUCUAAAACGGGAGAGAAAGAAAAACUGGAGUUGAAGCUAUUGACAAGAGCUGUAGUAUGGGAGAUGCAUACAUUUGCAAGGAAGAAACCCGGAAAGUUUUUGCCACACAUGGUCUAUGACAUCCUUGACUAUAACUUUGAUCUUAGCUCACAGAAUCACAGGUGCUGGGAAUUUUCCAAGGCUACAACAUCCAAAAUCCAAUCCAUGAUCAGGGGUUAUCAUAAACUGCCACAUAAAGUAGACAAGGUCUUCAAAUUGCCAUUUGACUUUGUUUCCAAGUCUUCACAAAGGAUUGCAAAGGAGAUGCAAAAUAAGAAAUGUACAACGAAUGAGGGUCAUUUUGUUCGCCAAGUGAAAUACCGUUCAGGUGUCAAUCGAGUCUAUUUUCUCGACGGUUACAAAACUAAGGGAGCUUGCUUCCAUGAUGAGGACACACCGUUCCCUACAGAUCCUGGGACGAUGGUGCAGAUGGAUGGGAAUCAAGUGAAUGUUGGUUGUGGCAGUCAUUUCCAGGGAAACCUACAGAUUAAAGAGGAGUACGAUCCAUCUAAUGGCAAUGUAAAACCAGAACCGGACACUGAGGAAAAACAUUGUGUUGAUUACAAAACUAAGAAGGAAGCUUGCUUCCAUGGUGAGGACACACCGUUCCCUACAGAUCCUGUGACGAUAGUGCAGAUGGAUGGGAAUGAAGUGAAUGUUGGUUGUGGCAGUCCUUUCCGGGGAAACCUACAGAUUAAAGAGGAGUACGAUCCAUCUAAUGGCAAUGUAAAACCAGAACCGGACACAGAGGAAAAAUGUUGUCUCGAUGAUUACAAAACUAAGAAGGAAGCUUGGUUCCAUGAUCAGGACACACCGUUCCCUACAGAUCCUGUGACGAUAGUGCAGAUGGAUGGGAAUGAAGUGAAUGUUGGUUGUGGCAGUCCUUUCCAGGGAAACCUACAGAUUAAAGAGGAGGAGUACGAUCCAUCUAAUGGCAAUGUAAAACCAGAACCGGACACUGAGGAAAAAUAUAGUCCUCUUCAUGAUGAUGUUGAAACGGAGUCAAACACUGAGGAAUUUGUGUAUAUAGUCCCAGUUGACACAGCAGCAUUCCAUGAAUACUUAUGGUAACUAUAGGUCAGGGCAAUGAGAGCACAUUGAGCAAAGAAUAGCAGGACAAUGAGCCCGUUAACUCGCACUAUUAUGGAGUUCUCAGAAAGUGAAGUGGGCUUCUAACAGGAAUGAGAUCUUUUAACGUUCUAAAUUGUAGUUGUGUUCUACACUAAACAUGCUGGUAGUUGCCUUGUUGCUAUGCUUUGUAUUUCAUGUCGAGGGAGAAUAUAGUUGAUGAUUUAUUUUAUAAAUACUUCUGGAAUGUUUACUUUAAAAUGCUCACUGUUUAACUCCUAGUCAGGUAAUGGAAGAUUCAUAUACCCGAAUAAAAUGUUGCAAUGCAUAGGGCUGACUGAAAAUUUCAUGUGCCACCUUUGGCGAUUUGUAAAAUAUUUGUUUUUUGUUUUCUUCUAUAGUCAGCUUUUGGUAAUUUCUCAUGAGGAUAUUUUGACACUGAACUUUACUUGGUGGAUAGCAGAUUAUUGUCAUUUAGGACAUUCUGGACUGUUUUUAGUGCUUGUUCUUCGAUAUUAGUGCCUUUUCUGACCUCACGCGGUCAUAGUUUUGUAUUUAUAUUUUUAUAUUUUGCUUGAUUAAAAUGAAAAGAUUUUGUAUAUUACAAACACUGUGUACAUUUCUUGAAGCUGUGAUAUAAAUUGGUAAAGAUGA
This is a messenger RNA of Cottoperca gobio, 8078 nucleotides long. RefSeq lists its product as uncharacterized. The transcript is spliced from 3 exons. Lineage: Eukaryota; Metazoa; Chordata; Actinopteri; Perciformes; Bovichtidae. The record is from RefSeq and is a predicted model, not a curated record. The coding region runs from base 346 to 4350 and encodes 1334 amino acids.